CACGUGACUUCCCUGCUCAUCGGUGAGCUUCCGCCGUGUCUUUGCCUCAACUGAAUCCCCGUCGCUUCCUCUGGACGAACACAAAGGAAACAGCCUCGCCCGCACUUUCAUUUCAACAGCAACAGCAACACAACACAAACAAUUGCUCUCGAUAGGCCGCCGGUGGUUUCUACGUCGCCAUUUCCAGCGGCUGACGCGGUGAUGGACACCGACUUCACGUCCGGCCUGGAGAACCCGCUGUACGGCGAGCUGAAGUAUUUCUGCCGCAAGAUUCAGGAGGCUUAUAACGAGCUGAAGGAGGACCUGACGCCCUACAGAGAUGACCGCUUCUAUAGACUGGCCCCCAUGCGUCUGUACAGUCUGUCCAAAAGGCACUUCGUCUUGGUCUUCGUGGGCUUCCUCAUUUGUUUUGGCCUCACUGUCGUCUUCGGCAUCGCAGGUCCGAAGAUUAUUUCCGAGCACUUGCACAGUGGAGAUCUAGGGAAAAAUCUCUCAGUAAAGACUGGACCCUUUCUUCUACUUUCACCUCCUUUGACCACCUACAACCAGCAGCUAUGGCUCACCUGUGUGAUGCAGGCGGAGCACAGCAGCGUGGGAGACUUCAAACAGCAGUUUGAGAUUACCGUUGAGCUGAAGGGAUGCCAGGAUGCCAGUGUAGUGCACAUCAACACUGUUCAGCAGAAAUCCCGGAAUCUCCACUGCGUAGAUAUAUGUGAUGAGAUCAUUAUACUGCACCUGGGAUACCUGAACUACACCCAGUACACGGUUAAAAUCACCUUCUCUGGAAUUGAAAGUAUUUCCAGCGAAUUGAAAGUCAACUUUGUGUGGAAGACCUUUAACCCCACUUUUUCUCAAGUGGAAAUCUGGUUCAGAUUUGUGUUUGUGGUGUUGACCUUCAUCGUGACGUGUCUAUUUGCUCACUCUCUGAGGAAGUUCUCCAUGAGAGACUGGGGAAUCGAACAGAAGUGGAUGUCUAUCCUGCUCCCGCUGCUGCUACUUUACAACGAUCCAUUUUUCCCGCUGUCCUUCCUGGUGAACAGCUGGUUCCCUGGGACGUUGGAUGCUUUCUUCCAGGCUCUUUUCCUCUGUGCUCUGCUGCUUUUCUGGCUCUGCGUCUACCAUGGCAUCAGGGUUCAGGGCGAGAGGAGGUUCCUGACAUUCUACCUGCCAAAGCUGAUCAUCGUGGGUCUCCUGUGGCUCUCUGCAGUCACUCUGGGCAUCUGGCAGACGGUCAAUGAACUUCAAGACCCCACAUACCAGUAUAAAGUGGAUAUAGCAAACUUUCAGGGCAUGAAGGUGUUCUUCCUCAUCGUGGUUGUCCUCUACAUCCUCUACUUGGUCUUCCUGGUGGUCAGAGCUUGCUCAGAACUGAAGAACAUGCCAUACUCUGAUCUGCGGCUCAAGUUUUUGACAGCGCUGACGUUUGUGGUCCUGGUUAUAAGCAUGGUCAUUCUUUACCUGAGGUUCGGGGCCAAGGCUCUCCAAGACAAUUUUGUGGCGGAACUAUCCACUCACUACCAGAAUUCAGCAGAAUUUUUAUCCUUCUACGGUCUACUGAACUUUUACUUGUACACAUUAGCCUUUGUGUACUCGCCCUCCAAAAACGCCCUCUAUGACUCCCAACUGAAAGACAAUCCUGCGUUCUCAAUGCUCAACGACUCUGACGACGAAGUGAUAUAUGGGAGUGAUUAUGAAGAAAUGCCUUUGCACAACGGACGAGCCAUGAAAGCCACCACCAAGUACAGAGACGACAGUGACAGCGACUGAUUCUCCUGCACCCAGACACGAUGACUCAGUUCCUUGAAACGUUAUGCUGUACGUAAAAAAAAAAAAAAAAAAACAAUGGGCUCCUGUUGUCUCCUGAAUGUACUGUACUUUCACCAAACUUGGAGACGAGCAGUGUCACGGUGGGGAUGAAAUCAAAUUUCUUUUCCUUUCUACCAGCAGUCAUUUUAUUUUAGGGAAAGUGCAAAUUGUAAUGUUUUUUUUCCUCGUGCCACAGUCAUCCAUGUACAGUUUUUUAUUCCUUUAUGAAGAAGACAUUCACAGCCAAAGGUAGAGGACGUACUAAUAUCGGGGUUUCCUGAUUGGUUUGUCUCAAAGCAGCGUGAAAGAAACCAGAGCAGGUGUGAACUUGACCUGCUGAUGAACGUGCACUUAUCUAUUUAUUCGAUUGAUCAUGACUUUGCCUCUUUUACACAUGAUUUACUACUGAAGGGUUGUUUUGUAUUCCACCUCUUGUUUAUUCUCAUUCGCCUUAUUUACGUGUUUCAUUUCAGCUCUUUGGCUCCAGCAGCUCAAUGUGUCUGUCCUUUACAAAUCUCAUGGUGCCUUGUCUCUGCAAUGAUCCGUAUUGGCUCUGUAAAUAUUAAACCCUCGGAUGUGUGUGGGUGAGUGAUGUUGGUCGUCAGGUGAUGCUUUUAAAGAUUUGUCAUUUCAAAUGUAAAUAAAUCACUCUUAACUU
Molecule: messenger RNA, 2464 nt
Organism: Synchiropus splendidus (mandarinfish)
Lineage: Eukaryota; Metazoa; Chordata; Actinopteri; Syngnathiformes; Callionymidae
Gene: tmem181
Product: transmembrane protein 181
Exons: 17
Coding region: 202-1767 (521 amino acids)
Molecular function (GO): toxic substance binding
Source: RefSeq, a predicted model, not a curated record